GUCAGUGAGGGAAGCGGCAAACAAACAACGUUCUGUGUGUGCAUUCAAUGCAAAGUGUCAAAUGUUUUUCUCUCUCACCGUGUGACGUCUGCGGUACGAAUGCGUUCGCUCUGAGUUUUUGCCGAACGCUUGUUUUAUUUCAUCACAACGUUUAUCCCUGUCGGUGCUACCACAAACUUUUCUAUUCUGUACAUAGGUCUAACAAAGUAAGAAACGAUUUUAGAAACAAACAGAAAAAUCAAUUGUGUGAAGUUUUGGUUAGAAAAAAAAAAUUGUGAUAAAAAAAGUCGUGUCUGGUGCGUCAGAACAAAAGAAACCAAGUCGGGAAAAAAUUUUUUUAGAUCGUUUCAAGCUGAAAUUUUGGUUUGAAUAGACGCUUUUCUGUGUUUUCGCUGGUCAAUACAACAAAAGGAGUCGAACGACAAACGAUAUCGCAAAAAUGCUGGUCGCUUUGGAAAAUGCCGAUGAAAUUUUGCAAAUUUUGGAUCGAUUCACCAAACAAAAAUCGAAAGACAUCCCAGCCGAACUAGAAGAAUACAUUAAUUAUGUUGCCAAAACCGGAGACACGGUCUAUCGCUGGCCCACCGUUCAGUAUUUGUUCCGUGAAAAAUUGCGAAAUGUCAUCAAAGAAUUUCACGACACCACCGCAAGUAUCGAAGAUCUUCCCCAGUGUCCGAAUGUGGACCAAUUCAAUUAUGAGUCCAUGAAAACAUUGCUGUUUGAACGCUUCGAUAAUUUCCAAGCGGCACCGUUCACCAUCCAACGUUUGUGCGAGCUACUCACUGACCCGAAGAAACACUACAGUCGCCUCGAUAAAUUCAUGCGCGCGUUGGAGAAAAACAUUUUGGUUGUGAGCACAGUUCCACCGGGUCGUAAAAUGGCCAAUGGCACAGAAGACAAUGAUAUCGACACGGAAAUCAACAUCGAUUCGGAGGUGACCAAGAGCGAGGAAAAGCGACAGAAUGGCAACAAAGAGGAACACAAUGAAUUGAAUUCAACUGAACACAUACCCGAGGGCGGUGAAUCCUCAUCGGCUGCACAGGCACUCACAUCAGAGGACAUCAAGAUAGAGGAGGCCACAAAGGUUGAACAAGAUGUUUCUGAAAAAUUAACAGACGCUGAGCAGUCGGGUGUAAGUGUGGAGCCAAAAACAGAGACCGAAACUGCAGCCGUAGCUGCAGAGACUGUAACCACAACUGGAAAAGAUGAAUCGAAACCGGUGGAGGCGGUUGAACCGGCGGCCACAGUAAACAAAGAGAGUGUCAUUCCAAAAGUAGAGAACGCCGAAACAAUUGACGACAAAGAUGAAAAGAAGGCCGAUUCGAGCGAUAGCGUUAAAAUCGAAGCCGAAGUAAAGGCCGAAAAAAGCAUUGAAAAGACCACAUCCGCUCCAGUGGGCGAGGAGGUGAAACCAGAGGAGGGAAUCAAUGAAACGAAACCGGUGGAAAUUGAAAAGCCUCCAACUCCAAAGCGUCGCAGUGAUGAUGAAGAAGAUGCUGAUGUGGUUAGCAAUGGUUCAAGUGCGAAAAAGAUCCGGCUCGAAUUGGACGAUGUCAAAGAAGCGGAGGAGGUCUCCAAAGUGGCAACUAAAGCAGAAGAAACGGCAACUACAGAACCAGAAUCAGCAGCCAUUAAGGAGCCGGUCGCAUCAUCAGAAGUCGAUUUGCCGAAGGAAAGUGACAUUCUUGAAUCGAUAAGCACCGAAAUUGACGCUCAAAAAGAAAACGAACUAUUGGAAGAUGUGGUCGAUUCGACAUUGACAGCCACCGAAAAGGAUCCAAUCAACAUUGACGUCAAGCCUAUCGCCGACGCUGAAAGUGUACUCGAUUGCGAGGUGCCAAAACCAGCCGAAGAAUUGCCUGCCACCGAAGAUUUAUUGAAAACCGACGCACCUGUGGCCAUUCCAUCCGAUCUAGACUUUACGCCAGACGAAGCUCUCAAUGAAUUGGUAUCGUCUGACAUUUUAGCAGCUAUUCCAGAGCAGCAACCAGUCGUCGUUGAAGAGGUUAAAAUGAACGAUGAACCAGCAAAUGUUGUUGAGCCCGUAGUGGCACCAGCCGAUGAAAUGACCGUCGAAAAUACCGAAACCAACACUGCGGAAGCUGAAAAUGCAAUGGAAGCGGCUCCAAUUAAAACCGACGAAGAACAAAUGGACGUCGACGAAUCGAACUCAGUCGAUGCAAUGGACUUAUAAACAUACCACAUCGAUCGAUAUCGGCUUAGAUCAUAACACACACACACAUUUACUCACAAUUAAAUAUAACACACAUCAUAUUCGAAUUUUUCAUACAAACAAGACGGAAUGGAGCGACACAUCGCCACCAACACACACAAACACACGUUUAUACGUAGAAUUUAGCAUUUCGUAUCAUAUGAGUAACCCCCAAACAAUUUUUUAUAAACGUUUUUCUUUCGUCUUUCUUUUUUUUUGUCAAAUUUUUUUUACCGCAUUGGCAGAACAAACAAUUUUGUAGAAACUGAUAAGGUCAAACGAAACAAACAAAAAUAACUACUAAUUUAUCAUAAGUAUAAUAAUAAAGGUAUCAAUUUGCAUUGUGUAGACAAAUAAAUACACGCAAAAAAAACGACAUACAACAAUUCCGACACAAAUCUCUGGCAACAUUUUUAUUUUCGAAUCCGAAAAAGAAGCACCAGCAUCAGCAGCAACGGCGAUAAAAGCAGACGAAGAAGAAAACCAUCAACAAAAGAUCAUAAACAUUCUUGCGAAUAUAGAUUAGUUUUAGUAUUCAAUGGAUAUUCACAUUAUAAAUUAUUAUGGUCAUUCAAUAAAUAAAACGAACCCAAA
Molecule: messenger RNA, 2806 nt
Organism: Sitodiplosis mosellana (orange wheat blossom midge)
Lineage: Eukaryota; Metazoa; Arthropoda; Insecta; Diptera; Cecidomyiidae
Gene: PPP4R2r
Product: serine/threonine-protein phosphatase 4 regulatory subunit 2
Exons: 4
Coding region: 440-2194 (584 amino acids)
Biological process (GO): protein dephosphorylation
Cellular component (GO): nucleus; cytoplasm; protein phosphatase 4 complex
Molecular function (GO): protein phosphatase regulator activity
Source: RefSeq, a predicted model, not a curated record